Messenger RNA from Spea bombifrons (plains spadefoot toad), 3619 nucleotides. It is a transcript of the gene STIM2, whose product is annotated as stromal interaction molecule 2. Gene Ontology annotation, cellular component: endoplasmic reticulum; plasma membrane. Gene Ontology annotation, biological process: store-operated calcium entry; intracellular calcium ion homeostasis; activation of store-operated calcium channel activity. The coding region runs from base 120 to 2399 and encodes 759 amino acids. Lineage: Eukaryota; Metazoa; Chordata; Amphibia; Anura; Pelobatidae. The transcript is spliced from 12 exons. Gene Ontology annotation, molecular function: calcium channel regulator activity; calcium ion binding; protein binding. The record is from RefSeq and is a predicted model, not a curated record.
AUAGUGGGAAAGCUGCGCGCCCCCGCACCCUAAGUGUCGGCUGUCGGAGGCGGCGAGUUCUCCGGAUCGGUGUGGAGUGCAAGUCCUCCCCGGGCCCUCCUCCUGUCGCUUGCGAUGUGAUGAUCCGAGCAGCGACCAAAAGGACAGUCAUGUGUAGCCGGGAAACGGCAGGGAUGGUAAAGAGGCGGCAGCAGCAGCACCGGGUACCCGGCUGGUGGGCGUCUGGUUUCUGCCGUGGUUGGAGUAGGUGCCCCGGCGUGUGUCUAGCGCUGCUUCUCGUCUUAUUGCUACUGCUCCCCCCGGCUUCGGUGUGUACGGUGUGCGAAGCGGACGGAGGUGGCCCGCGGAGAAGGCGGGAUUCCCCGGCGCUGCUGGCAGAUCCUUAUAUCUCCCUGAGUCCUCCAUGCCUCACUGAAGAGGACCGAUCAAGCCUGGAAGCUAUACGUACAAUACACAAACAAAUGGAUGAUGAUAAAGAUGGUGGCAUUGAAGUGGAAGAGAGUGUAGAGUUUCUCCGUGAAGACAUGAACUAUAAGGACGCAUCACACAAACAUAACCAUUUGCACAGAGAAGACAAGCACAUAACGGUUGAGGAUUUGUGGAAGCGAUGGAAAUCAUCUGAAGUUCAUAACUGGACUGAAGAAGAGACCUUGCAGUGGCUGCUUGAAUUUGUGGAACUUCCGCAGUACGAGAAGAACUUCAGGGAAAAUUCUGUGAAAGGAACAACUCUUCCAAGGAUAGCGGUAAAUGAACCAUCGUUCAUGAUUUCACUCUUGAGAAUUACUGAUCGUAGCCACAGACAGAAGCUCCAGCUGAAGGCUCUUGACGUUGUUUUAUUUGGACCAUUAACAAGACCUCCUCACAACUGGGUGAAGGAUUUUGUGUUGACGGUUUCUAUUGUGAUUGGUGUUGGAGGGUGCUGGUUUGCCUACACACAGAAUAAAACAUCCAAAGAGCAUAUCUCACAGAUGAUGAAAGAUCUGGAAGGUCUUCAUAAGGCAGAGCUAAGUCUUCUUGAACUUCAGGAAAGGCUACACAAAGCCCAGGAGGAGAACAGAACAGUGGCAGUGGAAAAACAAAAUCUGGAACGUAAAUUAAUGGAUGAAAUGAAUGAUGCAAAACGAGAGGCUCACAGACUGCGAGAACUGAGGGAAGGAGCAGAGUGUGAGCUCAGUCGGCUAAAAUACGCCGAGGAAGAACUAGUACAGGUUCGCAUGGCUUUAAAAAAAGCAGAGAAAGAAUUUGAACUUCGAUGCAACUGGUCUGUCCCUGAUGCUCUCCAAAAGUGGCUUCAGCUAACUCACGAGGUGGAAGUUCAGUACUAUAACAUUAAGAAGCAGAACGCAGAAAUGCAACUCGCGAUAGCUAAAGAAGAGGCUGAAAAAAUAAAAAAGAAGAGAAGCACAGUUUUUGGGACUUUACAUGUUGCACACAGCUCAUCGCUGGAUGAUGUGGACCAUAAAAUUCUUGAAGCAAAGAAAGCCCUUUCUGAGCUGACUACAUGCUUGCGAGAGAGACUUUAUCGUUGGCAACAAAUAGAAAAAAUGUGCGGUUUUCAAAUAGUACACAAUUCUGGUUUGCCAAACCUGACAUCUACACUGUACUCGGAUCAUAGCUGGGUGGUGAUGCCCAGAGUUUCAAUCCCACCGUAUCCUAUUGCUGGUGGCGUUGAUGACCUGGAUGAGGACACACCUCCAAUAAUCUCCCAGUUCCAUGGGACCAUUCUAAAAACCCAUGGGAGCUUAGCGAGAAGCAGCAGCAUGUGUCGUUCUCGGCGAACAGUUAUUCCACCUUCUCCUAAGGCGCAGCAUGUCCUACAGUCACCUGAUCCAGAUAUCCUGUCUGUGUCAAGUUGUCCUGCUCUGUACCGCACUGAACAGGAGGAGGAUGCCAUCUAUUUCAUUGCUGAAAAGCAGGGGGAGACCCAAGAUACCGGUUCAGAAUGUGAUUCAUUGAAUUCUUCCAUUGGAAGAAGACAGUCUCCUCCCUCAAGCUUUGAAGUGCAGCUGGUUACUUCUGCCAUUAGGAAGAUAUCAAGAGAAGAAACCUCAUGUGAAGAAUCCUUAUCUGGAGACUCUCCUUUAACAGCAGAUGUUUCUAAAACAUCUCCUGAUGCAACAGGUCUAACAGAAAGCCAAAGCAUGGUUUUUAGUCCAGCAAGUAAAGUAUAUAACGGUAUUCUGGAGAAGUCUUGCAGCUUGCACCAACUUUCCAGUGUUAUACCAAUCUCCAAGCUACCACAUCCAUCCUUCCCUUCCUCUUUAAAUGAUGGAAAGCCAGUCCAGGAGGUUCAUGGCAUCCCUGUGCUAAAGACACCAUCUCAUGAGGUGUCCCAAAAUGGAGAGAAAAGCAAGAAGCAAUCUAAAAUAAAGGUCCUUUUAAAGAAAAUAUCAAAAUAAACCCCUUGACUGAAAACAAGGAAACUUGCCUAUCAUAUUAGAAAUGUAGCUCCUUUUUGGAGUUCUCAAGACUGGAUGCUUCAGAAUUUAAUUGUCCACUAAUGUCUGUGAAGGUCAAGCCAACAAUCCCUGAAUUUCAUUGAAAAGUGGAUCUGUUUACAGUCACUUUUUCUAUUUAUUUCUGCUUUUAAGUUCUUAGUUAUGUUUUUUAAGAAGCCACUUCGGACACAUUAGGCUUUAAUGGACUAGUAAGCCUUACCUGGGCUUGCACAAUAUUCUUGUUUACUGGAGCGUCUUCUUAUCUUUCCACAGAAAUAUGAAAUUUUACACAAAGGACUAAAUAACUUAAACGCAUUGCACUACAGUUUUCCAGAAUGGAAACAAAUAUUUGCAAGUGAUAUUGUUUUAAGAUUUGUAAAAUGACAGAUACCAAAAUAUCUGUUUUCACUUUUAAAUCACCUGGAUUUUUAAGUAAAGCCUAGAAUUUCUAAUGAACGGGAUUUCCUCAGAUCUCAUACAUUUUGUAUGUGAAGCGUGUUUAGAAUUACUUAACUUUCAAGAUAAAUGUCCUGCUGUAAAGAUUUUUUUUCCUUCUGUCCCCUCCACCAGGACUUUCACCAUAUUUUUGACAAAGUUAUAAACUGUAUUAUAUAUGUAGAUACCAUGUAACAAGAGGAUAUGCUCUUGGCUCCUUAUGCAAGUGAUGAUGGUGAAAUUUAAGUGAAAGAAUGGGUUUGUUUACAGGCAAAGGGUUCCUUGAUUUGUGGAUCUUCGCAUUAUAGUUGGAGGCAUUUACUGUAUUUUGGGCUGAAACCCCAUUGUUACAUAAGCAUGCACACAUGCAAAAUAAAUUUUUGUUUAUAUUAUUGAUAAAGUGUUACAGGCAAAUCUGUUUUACUAGUUCAAAAUUGACACCAUGGGUAUUGUUCCAUUUGUAUGCCAUAUGCAUUUCGCACGGCCCAGAUGACUAGGAAUUGCAGUGGGUGCCCUGACUACUCCUAACAGAUUUCUGGUUCUCUGCUACAAGAGAUUUGUACAUGAUGUAACAUACUGAAAGCCACUUUUAACUACUAAUACUUUUGCUACUACAAAACAUAGGUCUCAUCCAUUUUGCCAAUAGUUCUCCAUUAAUUUGUUUGCCUGUUAAAAUCAGAAUCACUAUAUUUAGAUCUGUUACAUUUCAGGAUGUUAAAUUUUCCAAUAAACUAAUUUAUUCGGUU